ACUCCUCUUGGGAUUUUGGAUGUCGCCGUUUGAGCACUCUCGACCGAGCUCAUCUCUGCUCUCCAAGCGGCACCAAUUAAGGCGGGCUUGAGACGGGCAAGUUGUGACAGAAUCGGACGACACACCAAGGCGAAAGGGGAAAAGGACGACAACGGCGGAGGGAGGAGGAGGGGGCUGCGGGUGCAGCAGACACAAGGAGAGGCAGACCUACAUGGUCAAGGAGUUGCCUAAGUGACUGCAGGUGGAAGUAAAUGAGGAAGAAGACGCAUGAUGUUGCUGCUACGUAGCUCACCCAGCAAGAUCUGUGGGCUUCCCAGCUGUGCAUCACCUGUGAUGCCAUGAUCCAGUUGUGACUGUGGGUAAUGCAGAGCCAAAUAACCAAUCCUGGAGAUGCCGAAGAGAAGAGAUAUUCUUGCCAUCGUGUUGAUCGUGCUACCCUGGACUCUGCUAAUCACAGUUUGGCACCAAAGCGCGAUCGCUCCGCUCCUCGCCAUCCACAAGGCAUGUCACCACCUAGUAAAAGAGAUCUUUAUCAUUCCAGAGAGGCUUGCGGUUCGCCACCGACUCUCAGAUGACGGUGUUGAAGGCAAGAGGGAGGCGGCUGGCCAAGCGGGAGACUCCAAGGAAUACUGCGCCUCAGAUAAGGACAUCGUGGAGGUGGUGAGGACUGAGUAUGUGUACACGCGGCCGCCGCCGUGGUCUGAUGUGCUGCCCACCAUCCACAUCAUCACGCCCACGUACAGUCGACCUGUACAAAAGGCCGAGCUGACGCGGCUGGCCAACACCUUCCUCCACAUUCCCAAUCUGCACUGGAUCCUGGUGGAGGAUUCCCAAAGGAGGACGCCUCUCGUCACGCGCCUCCUCCGAGAAACGGGCCUCAACUACACCCACCUAAAUGUCGAGACGCCCAGGAACUAUAAGCUGCGCGGGGACACAAGGGACCCUAGAAUCCCCCGGGGGACCAUGCAGAGGAAUCUGGCACUCCGCUGGCUGAGGGAGACCUUCAACGUAAAUAGCACUCAAGCUGGAAUAGUCUACUUUGCUGAUGACGACAACACUUACAGUCUGGAGCUGUUUGAGGAGAUGCGAUCAACUCAGAAAGUUUCCGUGUGGCCUGUGGCCUUUGUGGGCGGCCUGCGCUACGAGUCCCCCAAGGUCAACGCGGCCGGGAAAGUAUACGGGUGGAAGACAGUGUUCGACCCCCAUCGGCCCUUUGCCAUCGACAUGGCCGGCUUUGCCAUCAACCUGAGGCUCAUCCUCUUCAAGCCUCAGGCGUACUUCAAGCUUCGCGGGGUGAAGGGAGGCUACCAGGAGAGUAGUUUGCUGCGGGAACUUGUCACACUCAACGACCUGGAACCCAAAGCAGCCAAUUGCACUAAGAUACUUGUUUGGCACACGAGAACAGAGAAGCCUGUCCUCGUAAACGAAGGGAAAAAUGGAUUCACAGACCCAAAUGUGGAGAUUUAACCAUGUCUCUCUCCCGGCGUUUGUCUUCGGAGUCCUGAACAAGCAUUGAUGAAGAUGGCCUUUGAGGUCCGUGUUAUGGGUGUGACGUUUUCCAAGAAAUGGACAAAGCCGCGCUAAUGUAUUAUAUCAAAGCACAGAUUGGGGAGAGGUGGCUUUUAUUUAUGAGGUAUGUGAAAGAGACAUCGUCAAGGACGCUUCAGCAGACAGUGUAGGUGUCUCAUUGAUGACAACCUGCCAAAAAAGACAGCACAAUUUCAACUAAGUCAGGUUCUAGAAAAUAUAAACCUUCAUUGGAAGAAAUUGAAAACGUGAGUGAUUCAUCCACAAAGGAAGGACGAUGACAUUAUAUGGACUAUUUGUCUUUUGGAUUUUACUCCAAACAAAACACUGGAAGGGAAGGAAUGUUCUUUUGAUAACAAUGUAAUGUUUCCUUUAAUUUAAUUUAAUUCGUUUAGGUGUUGAAAAAAAAACUACUGACCCAUACAUUUACAUUUACUCCUGGGUUAUCAUAAUCCAUGCAUUUUAGUCGUACACUUGAAGAUGAUGCAGUUGGAAAUGUACAUUUAAAAAAAACACAUUGCACCUUUUACUCAGCACUUAAAAUACAUUGAUGGUAUUUCUUUGUUAUAAUGUGUGUAAAUAAAAAUCCUUCAUGGGAGCAAUCGGGAAUUGGUUAAAAUGUAUGGUAAGUACUGUAUUUAUGUUGCUCCAUUCCGGAAAAUAAUAGCACAGUCAAGGUUUUGGUCAGAGGUGCAAUUUGUGUGGAAAAAUCAAAGCGAAAAGCCCAUCUGGGUCAUUUUUAUUGACAUAAAGGAUUCCACUUCUCGAUGCCUAGCAAUGUAUAAACACACCGAAACGCAAUCUCACCAGAAGCAGCAAAUUAAGGACGGACAUGUCUAAUUAAUAAAUCCAUCAACAAGUUCUGUGGAA
Syngnathus typhle (broad-nosed pipefish) is the source of this 2397-nucleotide messenger RNA. It is a transcript of the gene b3gat1a, whose product is annotated as beta-1,3-glucuronyltransferase 1 (glucuronosyltransferase P) a. The coding region runs from base 391 to 1467 and encodes 358 amino acids. The transcript is spliced from 8 exons. The record is from RefSeq and is a predicted model, not a curated record. Gene Ontology annotation, cellular component: Golgi membrane. Gene Ontology annotation, biological process: chondroitin sulfate proteoglycan biosynthetic process; carbohydrate metabolic process. Lineage: Eukaryota; Metazoa; Chordata; Actinopteri; Syngnathiformes; Syngnathidae. Gene Ontology annotation, molecular function: galactosylgalactosylxylosylprotein 3-beta-glucuronosyltransferase activity.